Molecule: messenger RNA, 452 nt
Organism: Physella acuta
Lineage: Eukaryota; Metazoa; Mollusca; Gastropoda; Physidae
Source: RefSeq, a predicted model, not a curated record
AACCAUGUAUAGGCUUGUCUUGAUAUCCUUAACUUUUGGCCUAUCAAAUGCCAUUGUCUGCCUGCCAACGUUCUGCGAAAAUGCGGUUCAGCCAGUUUUAGACUGCAAAGGUGGAAUAAUCGAGCAUGCAGGGUUUUGCGGAUGCUACAAUAUUUGUGCGAAGAUAGAAGGUGAGUCUUGUGUGCUGAAUAUGCCAUUCCGAGGUGUGCCCAACACAGAGAUAUGCGACCAAGGGCUUGAGUGUGUUCCAGAUGUUACGGACGGUGUGUCAUUUGGUCACAAGUGUGUCAAAAAGACGGAUAACGUUUCACAAAGAGCGCUAUCCCACUGUGUUACGGCAUGCCAAAGAAAAUCUCUGAUGUGCACCAUUUCAAUGAUCGUAUACCAAGGACAGUGGUUCGCAAAAUGUGACCAGGAAGGGAACUUCUUACCAGAGCAGUGUGACAAUACAA